AUGGCGAGUAAGCUCGCCCCAAGGACUAGGGCCCUUUUGGACAAAAUUAUCAGAGUAGACCACGCGGGCGAAAUUGGGGCUAAUAGAAUAUAUCAAGGACAAUUGGCUAUUUUAGGAAAGACUCCCGAUGGGCCCACCAUUUCAGUAAGUUCUUUGAACACCGAAAGUUCAGGCUUCCUAUAUUAG
Molecule: messenger RNA, 186 nt
Organism: Protopolystoma xenopodis
Lineage: Eukaryota; Metazoa; Platyhelminthes; Monogenea; Polystomatidea; Polystomatidae
Source: the annotation of a GenBank genome assembly